Messenger RNA from Scutellospora calospora, 139 nucleotides. The record is from the annotation of a GenBank genome assembly. NCBI's taxonomy places the organism in Eukaryota, Fungi, Glomeromycota, Glomeromycetes, Diversisporales, Gigasporaceae.
AUGGAAUCUACAGAAGGAUUCAGUUAUCGUAUAGCUGUUAAAAUGGAGGAAUAUUGGCAUACAAAUUGUACUGGAAAUAGACAUUGUGAUAUAUGUUUCAAAGAGUAUAUGAAGCUUAAACAAAAACCAGAAGUUGAAA